AUGCUCCGGCUGUGCAGCAAGAGGAAGAGCAGGAGCCGGGCCAAACGCAUCUGCUCUGAGCUUUUGCGGAAGGAGGGCUACACCAUGCAGGUGAACGUCAACGACUACCUGGACAUCUACUGCCCGCAUUACAACGACAGCACGCGCAUGGUGGGCACGAGCGAGCAGUACGUCCUCUACAUGGUCAGUUACCGUGGUUACCGCUCAUGUGACCCCGGGAUGGGCUUCAAACGGUGGGAGUGUAACCGGCCCCUCGCCCCCAAUGCACCCAUCAAGUUCUCUGAGAAGUUCCAGCGGUACAGCGCCUUCUCCCUGGGCUACGAGUUCAACGUGGGCCAGGAGUACUACUACAUCUCCACUCCCACGCACCACCAUGGCCGCAGCUGCCUGAGGUUGCGGGUGUACGUCUGCUGCCCCACAGGCUCUGACGCACACGACGACGAGCAGGAGCCCACGGAAGCCGACUACACGCUCAGACCAGGCAUCAAAAUUGAUGACAUCGACGACUACAACACAUUUGUGCCGAAGCUGGAGAAGAGCGUCAGCGGCAGCAGUCCGUCCCGCGAUCGCCUUCUCCUCACGGUUACGAUGCUCCUCCUCGCCGCGCUCUUCGUCUCCUAG
This is a messenger RNA of Knipowitschia caucasica, 621 nucleotides long. Lineage: Eukaryota; Metazoa; Chordata; Actinopteri; Gobiiformes; Gobiidae. The record is from the annotation of a GenBank genome assembly.